GGCGGCUGCGUCGAGCUCGCCGCGGACCCAAGAUGGCGGCGUGUGGACGUGUACGGAGGAUGUUCCGCUUGUCGGCGGCGCUGCAGCUGCUGCUGCUGCUCGGGGCGGCCGGGGCCCAGAAACUACCGGGCCAGGCCGGCCACGGCCAGGGCCAGGGCCCGGCGCCCAACUUUGGGCCCGUUGUGGGGCAGGCUGGCGGCGGCGGACCGGCGGGGCAGCCGCUGCUCCAGCUGCAGCAGCAGCAGCAGCAGCAGCAACAGCAGCAGCAACAGCAGCAGCAGCAACAACCACCUCAGCCGCCGCAGCCACCUUUCCCGGCGGGUGGGCCUCCGGCCCGGCGGGGCGGAGCGGGGCCCGGCGGGGCCGGCGGGGGCUGGAAGCUGGCGGAGGAAGAGUUCUGCAGGGAGGACGUGACCCGAGUGUGUCCCAAGCACACCUGGAGCAACAACCUGGCGGUGCUCGAGUGCCUGCAGGACGUGAGGGAGCCUGAAAAUGAAAUUUCUUCAGAUUGUAAUCAUUUGUUGUGGAAUUAUAAGCUGAACCUAACAACAGAUCCCAAAUUUGAAUCUGUGGCCAGAGAGGUUUGCAAAUCUACCAUAUCAGAGAUUAAAGAAUGUGCUGAUGAACCAGUAGGAAAAGGUUACUUGGUUUCCUGCUUGGUGGAUCACAGAGGCAACAUCACUGAGUACCAAUGUCACCAAUACAUCACCAAGAUGACGGCCAUCAUUUUCAGUGAUUACCGUCUAAUCUGUGGCUUCAUGGAUGACUGCAAAAAUGACAUCAACAUUCUGAAAUGUGGCAGCAUUCGGCUUGGAGAAAAGGAUGCACAUUCACAAGGUGAGGUGGUAUCAUGUUUGGAGAAAGGCCUGGUGAAAGAAGCAGAAGAAGGAGAUCCCAAGAUUCAAGUCUCUGAGGUUUGCAAGAAAGCCAUUCUCCGCGUGGCUGAGCUGUCCUCAGAUGACUUUCAUUUAGAUCGGCAUUUAUACUUUGCUUGCCGAGAUGAUCGGGAGCGUUUUUGUGAAAAUACACAAGCUGGUGAAGGCAGAGUAUAUAAGUGCCUCUUCAACCAUAAAUUUGAAGAAUCCAUGAGUGAAAAGUGUCGAGAAGCACUAACAACCCGCCAGAAGCUGAUUGCCCAAGAUUAUAAGGUCAGUUAUUCAUUGGCCAAAUCCUGUAAAAGUGACUUAAAAAAAUACCGGUGCAAUGUGGAGAACCUUCCCCGGUCCCGGGAAGCCAGGCUCUCCUACCUUCUGAUGUGUCUGGAGUCAGCUGUGCAUAGAGGGCGACAAGUGAGCAGUGAGUGCCAGGGGGAGAUGUUGGAUUACCGACGUAUGUUGAUGGAAGACUUUUCUUUGAGCCCUGAGAUCAUCCUGAGCUGUCGGGGGGAGAUUGAACACCACUGUUCUGGAUUACACCGAAAAGGCCGAACCCUGCAUUGUCUGAUGAAAGUAGUUCGAGGGGAGAAAGGGAACCUUGGAAUUAACUGCCAGCAGGCGCUUCAAACACUGAUUCAGGAGACUGACCCUGGUGCAGAUUACCGCAUUGAUAGAGCUUUGAAUGAAGCUUGUGAAUCUGUAAUACAGACCGCCUGCAAACACAUACGAUCAGGAGACCCAAUGAUCCUCUCGUGCCUGAUGGAACAUUUAUACACAGAGAAAAUGGUAGAAGACUGUGAACACCGUCUGUUAGAGCUACAGUAUUUUAUCUCCCGAGAUUGGAAACUGGACCCUGUCUUAUACCGCAAGUGCCAGGGAGAUGCAUCUCGUCUCUGCCACACCCACGGCUGGAACGAAACCAGUGAGUUUAUGCCUCCUGGAGCUGUGUUCUCUUGCCUGUACAGACAUGCCUACCGCACGGAGGAGCAGGGCAGGAGGCUCUCACGGGAGUGCCGAGCUGAAGUCCAGAGGAUCCUGCAUCAGCGUGCCAUGGAUGUUAAGCUGGAUCCUGCGCUCCAGGAUAAGUGCCUGAUUGACCUGGGCAAAUGGUGCAGUGAGAAAACAGAGACCGGACAGGAGCUUGAAUGCCUCCAGGACCAUCUGGAUGACUUGGCCGUAGAGUGCAGAGACCUGGUCGGCAACCUCACCGAGUUAGAAUCGGAGGAUAUUCAAAUAGAAGCCUUGCUGAUGAGAGCCUGCGAGCCCAUAAUUCAGAACUUUUGCCACGAUGUGGCAGAUAACCAGAUAGACUCCGGGGACCUGAUGGAGUGUCUGAUACAAAACAAACACCAGAAGGACAUGAAUGAGAAGUGCGCCAUUGGUGUCACCCACUUCCAGCUGGUGCAGAUGAAGGAUUUUCGGUUCUCCUACAAGUUUAAAAUGGCCUGCAAAGAGGAUGUGCUGAAACUUUGCCCCAACAUAAAGAAGAAGGUGGACGUGGUGAUCUGCCUGAGCACCACCGUGCGCAACGACACUCUGCAGGAAGCCAAAGAACACAGGGUGUCCCUGAAGUGCCGCAAGCAGCUGCGGGUGGAGGAGCUGGAGAUGACAGAGGACAUCCGUCUGGAACCAGAUCUGUACGAAGCCUGCAAGAGUGACAUCAAGAACUACUGUUCCACGGUGCAAUACGGCAACGCCCAGAUUAUUGAAUGUCUGAAAGAAAACAAGAAGCAGCUAAGUACCCGUUGCCACCAGAAAGUUUUUAAGCUGCAGGAGACAGAGAUGAUGGACCCAGAACUAGAUUAUACGCUCAUGAGGGUCUGCAAGCAGAUGAUAAAGAGAUUCUGUCCAGAAGCAGAUUCCAAAACCAUGUUGCAGUGCUUGAAACAAAAUAAAAACAGUGAAUUGAUGGAUCCCAAAUGCAAACAGAUGAUAACCAAGCGCCAGAUCACCCAGAACACAGAUUACCGCCUAAACCCUGUGUUAAGGAAAGCCUGUAAAGCCGACAUUCCUAAAUUCUGUCACGGUAUCCUGACUAAGGCCAAGGAGGAUUCGGAACUGGAAGGCCAAGUCAUCUCUUGCCUCAAGCUGAGAUAUGCUGACCAGCGCCUCUCUUCAGACUGCGAAGACCAGAUCCGGAUUAUUAUUCAGGAGUCUGCUCUGGAUUACCGACUCGAUCCUCAGCUGCAGCUGCACUGCUCGGAUGAGAUCUCCAAUCUGUGUGCCGAGGAAGCAGCAGCCCAGGAGCAGACAGGUCAAGUGGAGGAGUGCCUCAAAGUUAACCUGCUCAAAAUCAAAACAGACAUGUGCAAAAGGGAGGUGUUAAACAUGCUGAAGGAAAGCAAAGCAGACAUCUUUGUGGACCCAGUUCUUCAUACAGCUUGUGCCCUGGACAUCAAACACCACUGCGCAGCCAUCACCCCUGGCCGCGGGCGUCAAAUGUCCUGCCUCAUGGAGGCCCUGGAGGACAAGCGGGUGAGGUUACAACCGGAGUGCAAGAAACGCCUCAAUGAUCGGAUUGAGAUGUGGAGUUACGCAGCGAAGGUGGCCCCCGCGGAUGGCUUCUCUGACCUCGCCAUGCAGGUGAUGACGUCCCCGUCAAAGAACUACAUUCUCUCCGUGAUCAGUGGGAGCAUCUGUAUAUUGUUCCUGAUUGGCCUGAUGUGUGGACGUAUCACCAAACGAGUGACACGAGAGCUCAAGGACAGGUAGAGCCACCUUGGCCACCAAAGGAACUGUCUGUCCAGUACCUAGUUUGUACAGACCUCCUGUAUAGCGUACCCUCUCACCUCGUUCUUCUCAGAGGUGCCACCAACAAACACCCAUGUUAGAGCAGCAGCAGGUACCACUGCAUUGUCCCAUCUCAGACUUCACCCAUGUCAUGGUGUCCCUCCUUCCGGCCAUCUGUGCAGCAUCAGCCGCUGGCCACUUGGUUAUCGCCGUUGUUGGCAGACUUAGGUUUACCUGUAGACAAGUCUCUCUCAUACCAAUGGAACCACAGGUACUUCCAGAACCAACUCAUCUGACCUGCAACUCAAAUGAUUUCUUAAAAAAACAAAAACAAAAAAAAUAACACACACACACACACACACACACACACACACACACACACAGGAAAUAAGUUUUUAAAGAAAGGAAAAAAUGUAUAUAGUAGCAUACCUCCUCCAAGCUUGAUUUGGGCAGUGGGCUCUUUCUUCUGUGUGACUAUGUAUAAUGAAGACAGGACGUUAAAGGGGAAACACUCCACCCAAUAUGCUACAACUGGGAUGUCUUGCUCAUUUCUCAAAAGCACCUUUGGGCCAUGUCAGGGCCAUGGACUUCACCAAGUGGUGGGAAACCACUAACCAGCCAACUUCGGAUCCUGUUUUCUUCUGCUGAAACAGUGAUGCCUUCCAGUUUCCACCCUAAAGAGCCACUGCUGGUCAAGACCCCCAUGGCCAUAUGUAUUCCUACGAUCUCCUCACCUCAGUGAAGUAAAGCCGGAGCCUCCCUAGGCGAGGGGCAAAUGGACUGGGGAGAAGAUCAAAACUCUGUGAUGCUGAUCUGCACUGAGAGGCGGGACUCGGGUCCCCAGGCAGCAGAAUCCCAGUGCCCUCCCUCCUCCAGGCUAGUGCAGGGCUCGGCUGCCUGGGGAUUGCCCUGCUGGGCGGCAGGUGCUGGGAAGCAGCGCAUGUGGGGGAGGGGCUGGGGGAGGAAGGAGGAGCCAGGGCUUGAUUCACUUUGCUUUAUUUUUUAGGCAACGUUGCAGGUCAGGGCAGUGGCUUAGAAAGAUGUAGCAUGGUCUCAGGUGUGACUGCAGUUCAGCCUGACCUUUUUGCAGGCUCUGAGCCACCUUCCUAGACAGCUCCUUUAUGCCUCUACAUGCAGAGGGCGUGGAAAGUUCUUACAUUAAAAGAUGGAGGCUUUCUCCAUUCUUUUCCUUUCUGUCCGUUUGCUGCAUACACCCACGGUAGAAGGCAUUGGCUAAAUGUUGUACUUUGGGGAUUCGUCAGUCUUUUCAGAAUCUGAGUUAAUGGGAGCAAUAUUCCUGGCCACUCUCCCUCACCCCACGGUGUGGAGGUGACAGGUUGGAGCGUACAGAGGGAGGACGCAGGCAUCAUGGUUCUACCCAGCACGGCUGGCUUGACUUGGGGCAUGGAGUCACAGUGGCUGCCUAGAGGGCGGCGUGUACAGUAGGAGAUAUAUUUAUAUAAUAUAUAUUUUAUUAACCUGUUAGACGUCCACAAAGUGUUAUAAAUCAUGUGCCUAAAACUGUCUGCAUAGACCAUGGCGCCCUUCCCCCCCGCCCCCUUGGCCACCGUCCAUGUGUGCUGUGGACCUUCACAUUCGUCUCCCCUGAGAGGUGUUCAGUGCAGAGUGGGUCAGUUUAUGGGUCAGUUGGUCCACGUUGCUCCUGCCCUGACCUGACUGGCGUGUAUUUGAUACUGUGGUCUUCUUUUUCUUUCAUUUCUCCUUGCGACCUUUCCUGGAGGCAGUGGCUUCCAGAAGCCAGCUGUGUGUUACCCCUGCCUGGGCUAACAAGUCACCGAGGGAGCCACUCAGCAGCUUGGCUCCCUCAGUCCUGCUCUUAGGUCUUCCUGAUGCUCAGCAACUGAGACUCUUCCGUCUCAUAAAACUUGAAACUCUGGGAGUCUGAGCAACACCCCUUCCACCUCCACUGUUGGGCCAAAUUGAGCUGGUCCCAACCAUUUCCCCAGGGGUUCCCACUUGGGUGGUGGAGGUUGCUGAGGCUUGGGAUCGAGAAGUGGGGUGUCCUCUAAAUGCAGGCCCCCUGACGUGUCUGGUGUUGUUUACAGGAUUGGAUUGAUGUUCACCAUUUGGAGGGGCCGGUACCAUUCUCAUCUCUGCAGUCUCCCUCCCUAUACAUGUCAAACAUCUCCAUAAUUUAAUGCCUCCAUAUUUCUGUUCUUUCUGAGCUGGGACGAUCUCCUUCAUUGUCUGCAGCAGAUCUGGAAGUUUGAGGAGUUUGAUUCUUGAAACUUUUGUUGCCUUUAGAGAUGGUCGGAAUAGAAGGGGUACUCUGCCUCUGUCUGCAGUGGCUUGUAAGAAAGCAUUUCCCCAGCCUCCUGGAGCAGUCUGAUGUGAUGGUUCUUGGGACUCCAGGCAGAUUGCCACGCCCAGCACCACCUGCACCUGCAGCUGUACCUCUGCUGCUCUGCACUUGGUGUCACAAAACAGAUACACAGGCACUCUGGUUGCCAGCCUCCGAUCAGUAGAGAGUAAGUCACCUAGCCUAGAAUUAGCAAAGGAGGAACCAUGGCCCUAGUGGAAGAGCUGAUGACAGACCUUGGCAUUUAUCUCUUCUGAUGCCCAGCCCCUGAACAAUAACAUAAGCAGCAGGUGGGGGUUUGGCCAAGGCCAAGGCUCCUGGCAAUUGUUGAAAAUGACAGUAGCCAGGUAACUCCCCUGGCCUUACCAGCUCUCUCCAGUGUCUCAGGGACUCAUACCUGGUGUGCUCCACGAUAUUCCAGAGGCAUCAGGAGGGCAGCCUCCUGGGCUGGAGGCACUGCGUACAGGCGGAAAUCAGAAAUCUGGGCAAAAUAUCAAGAACAAGACGAAUACCCCCUACUGGAGCGUCUCCCGCAGAGGGUGGCUCCAGGAGGAGACCACCUGGUGCCCCCCUGGCCCUCUACUAUUCCUGCUGUCCCAAGAGAAGCUGCUAGCAAGGUGUGCCGAGAUGGGCGUCCUCGCAAAGGCUCUAGAUCUCUGCCUUCCCCUGAUGCGUCUGCCAGUACUCCCAGCCCGUUCUGUGGGUCCAGUCAGCUCGUUCGGAGCCUGUGCAUCCUUAGAAGCCAGGGGAGCUCUAGUGUUCAGUGAGCAGGUGUUGACCUCAUUGCCAGCCUUCAGGGAUUUCCAUCCUGCACUUUUCUGGGGGACAGAGCAGUGCUGCUGGCGGGGGGAGAGCUGCUUUCCUGGAGGAGGUGACAGAACAUUCCUGAGACCCCAUCUCUUUCCAUUUCCUGAGGUCACAGGAUAGAAGGGUGGAUGUUCUGGCCUCACGGUCGGGUCGUAGCGUCCAUUUACAGCUGUGUCAGCUGUGUGCUGACUUCCCUACUUUCUCCCAAGAGAAGAGUCCCUGAUAUGAGUGUGACUUCCGGAAUUGUCUCCCAUCCGCCCUGCCCCCAGGCUGUGGUACUACUUCUAGCCCCAAGUCCCCACCUCAGCGAUUCACCAGGGAGGGUAGACUGCUUCCUGGGCUCCUUUCUUAGCUGACCUCCAAGGCCUUCACUUCCCAUUUCUUCCUCUCCCUCACAUAUAACUCACACUAAGCAAGCAGAUGUGGAGAAGGAAGCUAGAAUAGGUACCACUGGAAGCAAGCCAGCCCAGUCUGACACGUUCAACCUAAAUUUUGGCCAUAGAACAAAAAUAAUACGGCUUUUAAAUGAUGUUUAUUUGUAUUUCAUGUUCUUGUAAAUUUGAAAAACCUCAAGGAUCCCUUUUAUAUUUCCCACCAUCUGUGCAGCACCAAAGUAGUUUUGUGAAAUGCAGCACCCCAGUGCCCUGGCUUUCCGGGACACUCCUCCGCAUUGGUCUUUGACUCCCCAGGCCCUGGGCCAGAGCGGAAGUUCUCUCGUUUGUCUGCUUGGCUGCUCCUCUAACUGUACUGCUCGUCGUCCUCCUCCUCUCCACUAGGCAAUCAAGAAUCACAUUUUAGGGCAACCACGUCAGCAGAUCAGUCAUGACUCUUCAGUGACCGGUUCCCCCAAGCCAUCUAGUGAGGUCACUGGAGACCCAGGUGGAUGGUCUGCUCGGGCUGGUGGUGACAGGAUCCUGACGGUGGUUUCCUCCCCUUCCCCCUUCCCAAAAUCCAUUGCGUUUCACAGGUAGGGAUGUUGGGUUACGUGCAGUAGAGAACUCUCCCUGGGCAAGCAGAAAAUUCAGAUAGUGCCUCUAUAUUCUGUUUUUGCCUUCCCCCAACGUAGGGUUGACACCUGGACCCAGAGCCCAGCAGGCCCUAUGGCAGACAUGCUGGGGGGUUGAGGUCAGACUGCAGUGCCCUGGACACAGUGGCUCCUCCCAACAGUGCUCCCAGGUCAGCCCGAGCAGGAAAACAGACUGCAGCACAUGCUGUGUGAGAUCUUAGGCCUUUACCUUUUUUUUUUAAGAAAGAAAGAAAAGUAAAAUGAACAAGCCUCUUUUGUAAAUGGUUUUCCUUUCUAUGUAUAAAAUCCCUGCAGUUCCUUGUUUUUACAUGUUCUUGCUGUGUAAUUUUGAGAUGUUACUGAGAUUCUGAACAUAAUGUGCAUUUUUUUUCUGUACAGAUGAAAUGGGAGAAUUUAAUAAAGAGUUUGCAGGUUUUUACUUG
This is a messenger RNA of Myotis myotis, 8181 nucleotides long. RefSeq names its product golgi glycoprotein 1 (gene GLG1). Bases 33 to 3587 code for a protein of 1184 amino acids. Gene Ontology annotation, cellular component: Golgi membrane. The record is from RefSeq and is a predicted model, not a curated record. NCBI's taxonomy places the organism in Eukaryota, Metazoa, Chordata, Mammalia, Chiroptera, Vespertilionidae. The transcript has 26 exons. Gene Ontology annotation, molecular function: fibroblast growth factor binding.